Messenger RNA from Nicotiana tabacum (common tobacco), 1608 nucleotides. The record is from RefSeq and is a predicted model, not a curated record. NCBI's taxonomy places the organism in Eukaryota, Viridiplantae, Streptophyta, Magnoliopsida, Solanales, Solanaceae.
AUGGAUCCAUCAUCAAUCACUCAAGUAACGGAAAGAUCUGCCCAACGGAAGAAAAGGCUGUCAAGGCCACAAGUCAAGGAAGAUCAACGGAAACCUGACCUUAUUCUUGGAAAGAAUCAAUUUGCGAUUCCUUUCAAGAAUCAAUUCCCUUGGAUUGCAGUUGUAUUGGUCGCUGGUCUUCGUGCAGAACAUGAUAAGGAAGUAAUUUACUGGCAAGAAAUAGGUGAAACUUUGAAGUCAAAACUAGAAGAGGACCAGAAAGUUCCUGUUCAAAAACUGAUACGACUGUGGAUAGCUGAAAAUUUUAUUGAAGCCAGUAUUACAUCAAAGAGCUUAGAGAUGAUUGCAAUGGAUUACUUGACGGAUUUAAUUAGGAGCAACCUAGUGAUGAUGGCUAAAAUAAAUUCCUUAGGGGAGAUCAAAGCUGUCCAUAUUCAUGAUUUAAUACACGAAUUUAGCUUGGUGCAAGCUAAAAAGGACAACUUUUUGCCGAGGAUAAAUGAACUUGGUAUAUUUCCAUCUUCUGAGAAUCAUUGUAAACGUGUGAAUGUUUUAGCACCUUGUCAAGUGCUUCUUGGAGAUAAAUUUAGCUUUGGACGAAAUAUCAACACCUUACGAUUCCUUCCCAGUGUAAAUUCUCCUUUUGUUGAUUAUGAUUUGAGUAAAUCCCGGAAACAUCUCAGAGUAUUAGAUUUUGGUUCCGUAAAGCUGUGUAGGACAAGUAUAGAUGCAUUACAAUAUCUAAUUCAUUUGAAGUAUUUGGAGCUGCAGUUGUACUUGUACUUUGAUCACAUUCCAAAUUCAAUAUGCAACCUGAAGGAGCUAGAGACGUUUAUAGUGACAGGAAUCUGUUGUCAAGCCUGCAAUCCAAAAACCAUUUGGGGCAUGAUAAGCUUGAGGCAUCUGCAUAUAAAUGAUCUUUAUAUAGAUCUGUCCGAAAACCAAUUAGAGGAUCUUGACAAUUUACAAACCUGUUCUGGUAUGGUUAUUUAUCCUGGGGGGGUGGGGGAUCUCCAGUAUUUUAUGAAAAGAUUUCCCAAUCUUGAAAAGCUUAGUUGUCAAUUGUAUGGUUCAGGAACCCCUUCUGGCAAUUUCUUUCCUGCUUUUGAAACUCUCAGUCAGCUCAAAUCUCUCAAGAUCGGUGUCUCGAGGGCGGUGGUAGAUCCCUAUGGUUUUGAGGACUUCACAUACCCCUCAAACCUCAAGAAAUUAACUCUAGUAUAUCUUAGGCUCCCCUGGAGUAAACUUUCAACCAUUGGCAGACUGUCCAACCUUGAAGUUCUGAAAUUAGAAGAAAGUUCUUUCAUCGGGAGAAAAUGGGACGUUAACGAUGGGGAGUUUCCUAGCCUUAAAGUUUUGAAAUUAAAGAAACUAGGAUUCUCAGAAUGGACUGCCUCCGAUGACUCGUAUCCUAACCUUCAGAAAGUAAUGGUGCAUAGUUGUUGGAGCCUAGAGGAAAUCCCUGAAUGUUUCGGAAGCAAUUGUACACUGCAACUGAUUGAGCUUAGAUCAUGCGGAGACAAUGUUGUAAAUUCUGCUUUGAAAGUUAAGGAAAUGCAAAUUGAGGAGAUGGGAAAUUCUGAAUUCAAGGUCAUUAUUUCUAAGUGA